AUGUCGUCUGCCGUAGCGGAUCCGAAUCCGUCCUCGUUCAAAAAAAUAUAUACCCACUUCAAAAGGGCCCCGGGAACACACAAACUGGGCGUACUCUAUGUCGUAGAUUCUGUAACUCGACAGUGGGUAGAAUCAGCCCGGAAAGCCGGUCAAACUGUUGGUAGCGGUGCGCCAGAUGGAACAUUUGCAGCUGGUGUUAACAGAGUGACUGAAUUGCUUCCCGUCUUGAUGACUGAUAUCAUAAACAAUGCUCCUGAAUAUCAAAAGGACAAAAUCAAAAAGCUGGUAGACAUCUGGGAGCGUGGAUACACCUUCCCGGCAGCUCUUCUCGCUUCCUUGAAGGAACAGCUAAACGCGCCAGUAUCUCAAAUCGACAACGAACGAGAAGGGGCAUAG
Messenger RNA from Histoplasma mississippiense, 396 nucleotides. RefSeq lists its product as hypothetical. The coding region runs from base 1 to 396 and encodes 131 amino acids. The record is from RefSeq and is a predicted model, not a curated record. The transcript is spliced from 4 exons. NCBI's taxonomy places the organism in Eukaryota, Fungi, Ascomycota, Eurotiomycetes, Onygenales, Ajellomycetaceae.